This is a messenger RNA of Closterium sp. Naga37s-1, 2499 nucleotides long. Lineage: Eukaryota; Viridiplantae; Streptophyta; Zygnematophyceae; Desmidiales; Closteriaceae. The record is from the annotation of a GenBank genome assembly.
AUGGCCGACGGCAAAACCUCGCUCGCCGCGCUUCAGCAGGCGACGGACUUCCUCAUUAAGCCGGAGCCGACGAAGCGCGACGUCAUGGACACUAGCGAGUGGCCGUUGCUGCUGAAAAACUAUGACAAGCUGAACGUGCGCACGGGGCACUACACGCCGAUUCCCAUGGGACACACGCCGCUCAAGCGCCCGAUUUCGGAUUACGUGCGGUACGGAGUGAUCAAUCUGGAUAAGCCCGUGAACCCGAGCUCGCACGAGGUGGUUGCGUGGAUCAAGCGCAUUCUGCGCGUCGACAAGACGGGCCACAGCGGCACGCUGGAUCCCAAGGUGUCAGGCAGCCUGAUCGUCUGCGUGGAUCGCGCGACGCGCCUCGUGAAGGCGCAGCAGGGCGCGGGAAAGGAGUACGUGUGCAUCGCGCGGCUCCACAGCGCCGUCGACAGCGAGGCGACGGUCGUGCGCGCGUUAGAGAAGCUCACGGGCGCGCUCUUCCAGCGCCCGCCGCUCAUCUCCGCCGUCAAGCGCCAGCUGCGCAUCCGCACGAUCUACGAGAUUAAGCUCCUCGACUACGACGCGGCGCGGAACCUCGUCGUGUUCUGGUGCUCCGUCGAAGCCGGCACGUACGUGCGAACGCUCUGCGUGCAUUUCGGCCUGAUGCUCGGCGUCGGCGCGCACAUGCAGGAGCUGCGGCGAGUGCGGUCCGGCAUUCUGGGCGAAAUGAACAACAUGGUAACCAUGCACGACGUUCUCGACGCGCAGUACUGUUAUGACAAGUACGGCGACGAGACGUACCUGCGGCGCGUGAUCAUGCCGCUCGAGGUGCUGCUGACGUCGUUCAAGCGGCUCGUGGUGAAGGACAGCGCGAUCAACGCGCUGUGCUACGGCGCGAAGCUCAUGCUGCCGGGGCUGCUGCGAUACGAGAACGCCAUUGAGGUGGGUGAGGAGGUGGUGCUGAUGACGACCAAGGGCGAGGCGAUCGCCAUUGCUAUCGCACAGAUGACGACAGCAGGCAUGGCGUCAUGCGACCAUGGCGUGGUGGCAAAGGUGAAGCGAGUGGUGAUGGAGCGAGACACGUAUCCCCGCAAGUGGGGCCUGGGCCCGGUUUCGCAGCAGAAGAAGAAGCUGAUUGCGGGCGGCUUGCUGGAUAAACACGGAAAGCCGAACGAGAAGACGCCGGCCGAGUGGCUUCGGUCGAUUCCGGAUUAUGUGGCUGCGGCUGCGGCGGUGAACGGGGAGGGGGCGGAGGGAGAGGAGAGGGCUGCGGAUGGUGCUGCUGGGGAUGUUGUGAUGGACGAGGCGAAGGGCGAUGGGGAGGAGAGCACCCCGAAGAAAAAGAAGGAGAAGAAGGAAAAGAAGGACGGGGAGGAGAGCACUCCUAAGAAGAAGAAAGUGAAGGAUGGUGAAGGUGCGGCUGCUGAGGGUUCAGAGUCUGCCAAGAAGAAGAAAAAGAAGAAAGAGGAAGCGGAUGGGGCGGCUGGAGAGGGAGUCGCAAAUCCCUGUCGCGCCAGUGUUGCCGGGCUGUGCGCGCUCCCGUCCAAGGGUCUUUUCUUCUCUGCUGACGUGUCCCGCCUCGGGAGUGCAUCCAACGCGGGCUACUGCAAUGUCAGCGCGCUGCCCCGCUCGACUCGUCCCCAGCCGUGCCGCCUGGCCUUCCAUUCGCGGUCGAAGCCCGCAUGCGCGAGGGCAACGAAUGGCGCAACCGACGAUCAGCAGCCGCCUGCGCCGCCGGCGGAAGACGUGGCGGGAAAUAGCCGCCUGGAGCGCGCAGAGAGCGGAACGCGCAAAGUGACGAGGCGAGAGGCGAUGGCGGCGACGCUUUUGGCGCUGGGCGUGGCGGCGAGCGGCGCAGACUCCACACUGGCGGACGCUGUUAUGCGCGCAGUGCCGUUCCCCGUGGCGCGUGGAUGGAACGAGGGGCGAUUCGGCCGCGCUGCUGCCGCAGAGGCGAAAGGUGCGGGGAAGAAGGAAGAGAGGGUGAAGACGAAUGAGGAAAUCGACGAUGAGGAGGAAGAGGAGAGGCUGGAGAAGUUGAGGACGAACGAGGAGAAGAGGAAGGAGAGGAUCGCAGUCCGGGAGGAGAAGAGGAGACUGAAGAUUAAAGAGAAGGAGGAGAAGAGGAGGAACAAGAUUGAGGAGAGGGAGAAGAGGAGGGCUUUCAAGAUAAAGACGAAGGAGGAGAGGAGGAGAGCGAGGAUUGCAGAGAAGGAGGAGAAGAGGCGGAAGAAGAGGGAACUGGCGAAGGAGAAGCGGCUGAAGAAAGAGCAAGCUAGGCUCGAGAGGGAGCAGAAGAACGAGCAAGAUAGGCUGGAGAGGGAGCAGAAGAACGAGCAAGAUAGGCUGGAGAGGGAGCAGAAGAACGAGCAAGAUAGGCUGGAGAGGGAGCAGAAGAACGAGCAAGAUAGGCUGGAGAGGGAGCAGAAAAACGAGCAAGCUAGGCUGGAGAAAGAGCAGAAGAAAGAGGCGGCUGCAAAACUGCGGCUUGAGAAAGAAAGCGCCGUGUGA